AAAAAUACAUGUUCCACUACGGAGCAACCAAAGGUCCACUUCUCACAGUCUUUACCGCGUUUCCAUGUGUGCAGUUGUAUCCUAACAUAAGCUCCAGCUUUUAGGAGCAGGAUUGAUUUAAUAAAGAGCGGCGCAGAAUAGGUUAAAGAGCGGGGGUCCCGAUUCCUCCUCUCUGUUCGCCAUGAUGAACAAAUGAACUCUCGGGGAAUGAAAUUUAAAUUUCACAAAGGAGAGAAAGUCCUCUGCUUCGAACCAGAUCCAACAAAGGCCAAAGUGCUUUACGAUGCUAAGGUUGUAGAUGUUGUCAGUGGAAAAGAUGAAAAGGGUAGGAAAGUCCCAGAGUAUCUAAUUCACUUUAAUGGUUGGAACAGAAGUUGGGAUAGAUGGGCAGCAGAGGAUCAUGUCCUUCGUGACACGGAUGAAAACCGCACAUUACAACGUAAACUGGCCAGAAAAGCUGUGGCUCGCAUGAGGAGAAAGGGAAGAAGGAAGCGACGCUGUCGUCUGCCUGGUGUUGACUCUGUGUUAAAAACUCUUCCUGAAGAGGAAAAAGAGGAAAAUGAUGACAAUUCUUUAAUUUCGUCUUCUGAAGACAGUGAUGAGGACGAUUCUGAUGACGACGAAUCAUUAAAAAGUGAGGAGAGUGAUCUUGAAGAAACUGCAGAAAUGAACGAGGAUCAGUUCUUACUUGGACAGGUUAGUCCAUCCAUUGCCCAGCUGAUCCAUCUGGAUCAGUCCCUCAGAAAUCCAUGGCAAGGGCCUAUUAAAGAAGAACAAGACGUUCACCCGAAAAAGGACAUGGAGGAUAAAGCAAUAAGCAUAGAAAUACCUGAGGUCUUGAAGAAGAAGCUGGAAGAUGAUUGUUACUACAUUAACAAGAGAAAAAAGCUGGUGAAACUUCCUUGCCAGAUGAAUAUUGUCAACAUCUUGGAGUCCUACGUGAAACAUUUUGCGAUUAAUGCCGCUUUUUCAGCAAAUGAAAGAUGUCGGCAUCAUCUGACCACCCUGCAGAUGAAUCUAAAUCCUCAUUAUGUCCCACCAGAAAAGAAUGUUGAACUUUGUAAAGAAAUGGUGGAUGGUUUGCGGAUUACCUUUGACUUCACACUUCCAAUGAUCCUGCUGUACCCUUAUGAACAUGCCCAGUUCAAGAAGGUGACCUCUUCCAAGUUCUUUCUACCAAUCAAAGACAACUCUGCCAGUUCCAGCAGGAGCCUUGAAGAACUGUCUCCCAGUCCCCCUCCUCUGCACCCCUCCACACCCCAGUCCACGGAUAGCCAGCCCACUGUGAGCGAAGUCUCCACGCCCAAGCGCAAGAAGGCGGAGCCCGAAGCCCUGCAGUCACUACGGAGAUCGACGAGACACGCAUCCGGGGGAGACCGGCUCUCCGAAAGCAGUGCCUCCCCACAGCCCAAGCGCCGUCAUGCAGAGACCCCCGCUCCACUGCCAAAGCUGUUCCUGCAUUUAGACAAGAAAACUCCUGUUCACAGCGGCUCUUCUUCUCCUCUUACACUGACUCCAAGCAAAGAGGGAAGCUCAAUGUUAUCGGGACGGGAAGGGAGGAGAAAUAAUGAAUUAAAUGAGGUGCUGUGUUGGAAACUGACCCCUGACAAUUAUCCACAGAGUGAUCAGCCCCCUCCUCCAUCAUACAUGUAUGGAUCACAACAUCUGCUCCGCCUCUUUGUUAAGCUUCCAGAAAUCCUGGGAAAGAUGCACAUUCCUGACAAAAAUCUGAAGGCUUUAGUGAAGCAUCUGGAGUUGUUCCUGAGGUUUUUGGCAGAGUUCCAUGAGGAUUUCUUUCCUGAAUCUGCGUAUGUAUCUGCGUCAGAGGCCCACUACAGUAUGAAACGCCCACGGGCGAUCUACUGAUUCAGAAAUCAAUAAUGGAAACAGAUUGGAACUUUUCACUUAAUGCACGAUACAUUACGGCUUUUUUGCCCUGUCGCUAACAGCUGAAGGACUUUGAACGACCUUCAUAAAACUAAGAGGCCUAGUACCUUCAUAAAAAAACUGCUGCUUGGACGUGAUAUACAGUGGUGGUGAAGACUGGAACAACAUUUGAUCUUUUUGUCGUUUCUAUGUUGCACUGCAUCCCUUUUUGUCCGAGCCUUGCAUUGACAUUUUAAUGCUAAAUGACUGCAUUCCUCUUCAUGGUGUAGCUGUUCAGUUUGGUUUUUGGGCAGAAAAUGUGGACAAGCAUUACUGUAAAUAUGCUGUUCAUUGUUUCAUUAUUUAAUGUUUUCGGUGGAAGUUUUACGUUGUUUUAAAUACAGUUCCAUGGAGUAGAACCAAUUGUUCGUAAUGGUUUAAUGUAAAGAAACUAUUUAAUUUUCAAUAGGAACUUGAAUAUAUGAAAAAAAAAAACUUUUUCCAGAAGUAUGUUCCUUUCUUAAAUAAACUUGACUUCACAUUGGUUGUUUACAGUACAACAUCUCUUCUGUUAGACUGUUAAAAACAAGCAAGAGUCACAAUUAGAUAAUUUUAAUGACUUCUAGUAUGUGAAUAAAUAACACAGACUACAGGGCAGGUACUUGAUUGCAUAACGUCCUUUUUAUUUCUCUUAAAAUAUUUACAUAUUUGUUAGAACAAAUAUGUCUACAAAAUGGUUCGACAUAGCUGAUCUGUGAUGUUGCCCUCUUGCAUCAGUGCUGUUUUUCAGACUGGCGUUGAAAUGCUUAGAUCCUCUUGCAGCUCUGCUGAGCACAUGGAAGACAACACUUCACAUUAGUGAGUGCAUGAGAUACAAAAUAUAGAGCAGCAGAGUGGCACUGGUAACAGACUAAUACAUACAUGAUAAAUGCAUUUCUGUCGGUUACAUGCACUGUAUUCUGGUAUGUACUUUGCUUGUAUAGACAAGCUGCAAAGUAGUUGCUACAACAGUUAUUGCGAAAAGUGUGCAUUUAUUUAUUACCUGUCAGUAAUAGGAUGAGGUCCUUGCUGAAAUGAACUCGUCUGCAUCCACAAGGAGGGUUGUUGCUGUGUUUAUUGUUGUUGUUGCUGUGUAUUAUUGUUGUUGUUAAUACCAUUAUAAAACACGGUGAACGAUAAUUUUGGUGUUUUACAGUCUUCUACACAGUUGUGGUAUGAGACCUUUGUACAGUAAGAUUGCCUGUGUAUAAGAUUGAACUGCUAACCUGUUUUUAAAAACAAACUCGGCCACCAGUACAGGAAAAAAAACAAUGUCAAUAUCAAAGUGAACAACAAUGGCCUGCAGAGUUUAAGUUUGAUCUACAGAAGACAAGGAGAAAUGUGUGGAACAGCAGAAUACAAGAACUCUUAAGCAACAUAAAUUUUAGUAAGAAAUUACGUCGGCCACAUGCCCUAAGCAGAGUCAAUCAUCCAACUGCACCCUCCAAAAAAGCCAAGAAACUUUUCUACUUAAAUUCUUUGUGAUAAUAUAUGUAGUGACCCCCACCCAAAAAAGAUGUUAAUAAAGUAAAAAUACUGAAGUUUAAAAUGAAUUGUUAAUUUUUUUAAUUCUAUUUUCCAAUGUUCUUCUCAAAACUUCUUCAGUUGUUAAAUACUGCUAGUUCUAACAUUUCUGUCUGGUAUGUCACAACAUAUUAUAACAAAUAAUAUCUUUGGCUUCUGGUGACAUUGAUGAAUCACUCGAGCUAGCACUCUAAUUAUUUCUAUGUUGCCAGAAACCCUCAAUAUAAUUACAGCCUCAUUAUACACAUGAGUGGAUAUUAUUAUUAUUACCUCAAGUAGUUGUUUCUCUGGAUUAAUCCAUACUGGACCCCUUAAGGUGGCUGUCCAGAAUUCUACACUCUACAGUGUAGAAUUCUCUAUACAGUGUUGGCAAUAGUCUGCUAUAGCACAGUACAGUACCUCAAUGUUCGACCCAACCUAAAAGAAAAGUGCUGUUAUUGUAAUAAUUGGAUGUGGAGAUCAAUAAUGUAAUCCUUUUAUUCCAAGCCAACAUAUUGUGCUGUCAUUUUGGCAUUUUAAACGACUAUUUAAUCUGCCAUGAACAAGAAUACAGUCAGUCUUCGAUUUUUAUAUGACGAUUCAAUUUAGUUUUACAACUGUGGAGAGGUAAUAACAGGCAAAUCUGAUUUAAUCUACAGAUUAUGUAAAUAAUCAAGUGUGCAGUACAGCUAUGGUCAAAUGUUUUGCAUCGCCCUAUAGAAUUAACUAAUUUUGCUUCAUAAAGUCGAAUGAAACCUGUUGCAUAAUGUUACGUUAACAUAUUGAAUUACAUACCGAAGAAACAUGAAACAUAAUGGUUCAGGUAGACUCUUGCAAUAUCAUUUUGUAGUUUCUUUGAUUACAUGAUAAAUAAGAGAUAUAUUAUUCUCCUAGUUUCCUCAUUCUCAUAAAAUUCUAGAGGAUGCAACAUUUUUGGCCAAUAACAUUUAUAGUCUAACAAAACAUUUAUUGUAAUAAAAUACAACAUCUAAACACAAGAGAUGGCUCAUAGAAUGUAUUUUACUUAUUCUUUUUUUUUUUCUCUAACUGAACCAUUGAGAUUGUAUUUUCUGGUUGGUAACUUUGGUAUUGUUUAGAAAAACUUUUUUUAAAUUGAAUUUUAUGUAGCCUUACAUCUUCAUUGUCAUUAAUGUGAGGUGUGAAACUCUAAUGCACUGUAAAAUUGUAGUACAGGAAACCUGAUAUGCUUUUAAUGCAGAGAGUUCUGCACAUGUCUCUUUCCGGAGUGCAUCUGUAGCAUUAACAAGCAAGUGGUUGAAGAAGCCACAACAUCAUUCCUAUUUUUGAACGAAUUCCUGUCUAUCUGGUCAAGUAAGGGUCAGAAACCUGUUUCCGCAAUGCUACAUCGUGUAAUUUUGUUAUAGAAAUACAGUCGCAGACAAUAGUGUUGUCACCCUGUGCUGCUUAUACUAGAAUUCAAGGUAAGAGAUUAAGGACAAGCCUUUAGUAAAUGUGAACCACUUUUUAAUAAAUCAAAAAGCAAAAUACACCAUUUCUAGUAAUUUAACCAAUACUCUUAAUCAAAAAAACAAAAAUGCAUUUAAUUUAAAGUAUUCGUUCAUGACAAAAGUAUUGUCACACCUGCUUUAGUAUUUUGUGUGGCCUCCUUUUUCUUUUAUUACAGCUUCUUAACCAGUAUGUUACAUCUUGUUUAUGAAAUCUGGUCCCAUUCUGUCUGGCGUAUUUCCUUCAGCUCAGACAGAUUGGAUACAUAAUGCUUGGCUACAGCUUUUUUCUAAAGUAUUUCAAUUGGAUUGAGAUCUGGUGAUUGCAAAGGCCAUUCCAGAACUUAUCUUUUUGUUUUCUUUAAGAAUUCCUGAGUUGACGUGUUGGAAGAUAAACUGUCUGCCAAUCAGCCUAAAAAACAGAUAUUGUACAUUUGUAGAAUGUUUUGCUACAUGGCUGCAUUCAUUCGAUCUUCAACCACAUGUCUCCAGUCCCUGAACUGCUAAAACACCCCCAUAUCAUCAUCGAACCACCUCCAAACUUAACUGUAGGUACAAGGUUUUCUUUAUUGAAGGUUUUCCUUUUUUUUUUUUUUUUUUUUUUUUUUUUUCUUUCUUUCUUCCUCCAAACAUACUGUGGCCCAUUUUUGGGGAAACUUUCUAUUUUAGUCUCAUCGGACCAGAGAAUUUUGUUGAAUACUUCAGAUUCCUUUUCAUAUUACUUGGGGAAAUUUUUAGACUGGUUGUUUCAUGAAUUUUCUUUAAAAGUGGUAUGCAACUCUUCUGUGUUCAAGUGCCUUUCUAGUUCUUUCAUGCACUAUUAUGUCUGAUGCUUCUAAAUCAAAGUCUCUGGCUGUUAAUCUUUGGAUUUUUUUUUGUUGUUCCGACUAUUCUCCUACCUGCUGUGCCCAUAAUUUUCUUUGGAAGCCCACUUCUUUCCAGCGUUUCAGUUGAAUUUGUUCUGUGGUACUACUUGAUUAUUGCUGUGAUUGUGGAUUUUGGUAUUCCAUAUUUUUGAUACUGUUCUGUGGCCAUUUCCUUUGUUGUAUGAAUGCUUUUCUCAAAUGUGAACCCAACUUGUUUGUCUUGCCCAUGCUGUGUUGUCAAAAUGUUGGAAACAAUUACCUCUUUCUGACUAUUGACUUUUAAUCAAUGAAUAUAUUUUUUAAAUCUGUUAUAUUACAUUUUUACAGACUUAAUGUAAGGUGCCAGUACUUGAACAAAUAUUUGAAGUUGUUUAAGUGCUUAUAUAUAAGAUUGUUUGUUAAACUACCAGAAAUUGUGUAUUUUUGGUGUUCUGUCAUAUUAAUUACUGGGUAAUGUUCACUAAAUGCUUGUAUUUAACAUGUUUUUUUGAGUCUUAUAUUAAGUGUAGGGGGCCAAUACUUUUGUCUACGAUGGUACAUGACCAUCACAGCGUAUUGUGUGUCUUCUCAUUCACACUUAUGAUUUAGAUUUAUUGGGAGACAGUGUAUACAAAGGUCAGAUGGAAAACAUGGUUAACAAACACUUUUUGUUUGGGAGGCUUAGAGGAAGUAGAUUGAAAUCUAUUUGACACCACAUGUAUAUUGUAUAUGAUUCUGAGUGGUUCUUAUUGCAUUUAUAAGAAACAACACCUAUUUGAGUAAUUCUGAGUUAAGGUGUUUCACCUGAGUUAAGGAGCUAUUGUUCAGUUCUAGUUUUCUGCAAUAUACUGGCUAAUAGGCUAUAUCAUCCAAAGUGUCUUUAUAAAAAUAACAGCCAGGGAUCUACCAGUUCAGAUCCAGUUUCCCUUUUUGGUAAUACACCUCCCAGAUAGAUUUGUUGUUUGGUGCCUGGUCACAUCAUACCUAAUAAUGGUUAAUUACUACUGUGGGCUGAGUGCUUUUUCACUCUGAAGUAGCUGCCCUCCUGCUAGGCUUGCAGUUUCUCCCUUUCUUCUGAAGGGUCACUUGUGGGUCUGUCACUGAGUAGUUUUACAUGGUAGAACUGCCAAGAGCAGAUUUGUUUGAUAAAUAAUUAAUCCCGGACCAUAUUUAUUGCAGAUCCAUUUAAUAUUUCACAAGUAUAUUAUCAUUUCAUUAGGUGCACAAGUAUUGUAUUUGUAGGUACAUUGUAGCUGUAGAAUAUGAGGUGUAAUAUGCUAGAAAAACCACAAUGUUAAAUAGUUACAUAUCAAGCUGGAUCUAAUAUUAAAACGAUCACAUGGAAGUUGGGUCUUUUUUAAAUUUACCAGACGUGCCCUCUGCAAUGUCCAAAGUAGAAAAUACAUAAACUAACUAGACAAAAGUUUUAGCUAGUACCUUCAUUCGUGUAAUGCUACGAGUUUUUCCUGAUCUAUUGUGAAAUGUUCUGGAUUCAUGUCUCUUUAAAAAUGUGAAUGUGUUGUACCUCACAGUAUUGAUUUAUGCAAAUGAAAGCCAUGUAUUUUACACUAAGUAUUCAUGUAUUUAGUAAUAUAUUAAAUGUGUUCUCCAUUAUACUUGCCAUCAUAGAGCUGUUAUACCAAGAUAGUGAUGACACUCCAUUCUCUCUAAAGGGUUAAUGAUGUAUGUUACAAGCCUUCACAGGAAGCAUGUUUGCCAUUAAAUGCGUAUUAAGGCACCAUUUGUUUUGGCCCUAUAUAACUAUUUCUAUUAAUCCAGAAUAGUUAUAUAAAUUGUUUUUCUAAAUAUAUUUAAAUAGGGUUUUUUUUAUCAUGAACAAUGUAGUAGUACUAUCUUGUAAGUUCCCUUUCCAAAUAAUAAAAGCAUAGAUAUUGUACUGAGGGGCAAUGAUUGACAUUUUGACAAAGCAAUGUAUGAACCAACAGUUAAUAUCACUAAUAUUGUGCCAUUUUUGUUCCAAGUCCAUUGUGUUGUUAAAGAUCCAGUAUCAUAAUGUAAUCUUAAUUGUAUUGUGCAUGCAUUCUAUUUCAGUUACAAACAAUGUACAUUACUAUGCUGUGUUUUGCCUUUCUCUCGUUCAAGUUACCUGAGCGAAUCCUUUGUGUGUCCGAUUUUAGGUAGCGGAAAUAAAAUCCAGCCACAAAAGUGCAACUUAAAACAA
Molecule: messenger RNA, 7901 nt
Organism: Acipenser ruthenus (sterlet)
Lineage: Eukaryota; Metazoa; Chordata; Actinopteri; Acipenseriformes; Acipenseridae
Product: male-specific lethal 3 homolog
Exons: 14
Coding region: 193-1866 (557 amino acids)
Biological process (GO): chromatin organization; regulation of DNA-templated transcription
Cellular component (GO): NuA4 histone acetyltransferase complex; nucleus; MSL complex
Source: RefSeq, a predicted model, not a curated record